AUGUCGCCCGAACACAUCAGAUCCAACAUCCACCGCUUCCGCGUCCGACAGACAUCCCCAUCCUCGCCAGCCCUGCGUCGCUCGGCUUCUCCUCCCGCAGUACGCCCUCCACCGCCCCAAAUAUCUUCGUCCUCAGCCCACCCGGGAGCUCCGGAUGUCUUCCCCGAUGUCUCAUCGUCUGCAGCAGCCAUCGCGGCCUCAGUCUCGGCCUCGGCCCCAGCGCCGCCGUCAGGGCCAAUCUCACCGGCGCUGACGGGUCAAAGUCCGACCGCAGUCACUACUGCCGCCAACCUCUCCGCUUCCGCAGUAGCAGCGGCGCCGUCGUCGUCGUCCAUCAUCUCGGCGGCCUCUCCAAAGGUCGCCCGCGACAUCCCCGCCUGCGAUCGCUGCCGCAGCUUCAAGAAGAAGUGCAGCCGCACCUUUCCCAUCUGCACCUUGUGCGCCAACGCGGGACACAAGUGCUCCUUUUCCACGCCCGCCGCCUCCACCGCCGCCCAGACGCACCACCUGCGCGCCCGCAUCGAAUGGCUGACGCGCUUCAUCAACGAAAACCUCCCCAUCGCCGGCGGCGUCCCCGGUGUCGAGACCCUGGAUACGGGUACGGAUAUCGCUUCCGUAUUGGGAUCUUCGCCGGCUGCUACUACGGUUACGGCCGUGGGCCAGCCGUUGGAGAUUCACCCGGUCACGCCGGUGGCGAACGGAACCACGCCCGGGUCUAUUAUCAGUGCCGAGAGCAAUCGGGGGGAUCCGCGGGACACGUUUGCCGUGCACCAGCAACCGCUCGGGACCUCGGGGUCUAUUCUUUUUGAUCAGAGGAGUCUCGCGGUGAAUUUAGACACGGAAUCAUCAUCGUCGAGGGGCAAUGAUCACAUGCGAGCUCUGCUCCAGCCGGCACCGGAGCCCGGAAGGAUCCUCGGCAUCGAGAGUCUCCGCGACGGAGAGGGCUUCACGUCCUCAAGCCUGCCCCGCGAUGCCAUCGCUCGAAGGUUCGUCGACGCCUACUUCCGCAACGUCAACCGGGCCUAUCCAUUCGUCAACAGGACCAAAGUCCUGCGGAACCUCGAGUCUCUGGGCGAUUCGUCCAAGCGGCGCAGGGAUGCCGAUUCCACGCUGCUCUACCUCAUCAUGGCGAUUGGGUGCACCACCCUGCAACGGGCCGGCCAGAUACCCAACGACACGGCGUCCAAGUUCGACGUGGCGUACGCCGACAUCAUCCAGGAGUGUCUGGCCAGGGAGGACCUCGAAUCGAUCCAGAUACUCGUCCUGGUGGCUCUCUACUCACUCUUCGACCCAAAGGGAAUCUCGACGUGGUCUAUAGCAGGCAUCGUCUCCCGCCAGGCCAUGCUCCUCGGGCUGAGCAGGAGAUCGUCCGAGGACAAGAACCUCUCGGCCAUGGACAUUGAAUUACGCCACCGUCUGUUCUGGAGCAUCUACGUCCUAGACCGUAUGAUGGCCAUCUCCCUAGGUCUCCCCGUGGCCCUUAUCGACGAGAACGUCGAUGUCCCCCUGCCAGGCCUCACGAUCGAAGAGUUCGCGUCCCCGGACCGCCAGCACUUCGCUUCCAUCCUCCAGACGAACCGCCACGUCAUCCAGCUCAGGCAGCUCGAGGAUCGCAUCCUCAAACAGAUCCACACCCGGAAACAGUCCGAGGUUGCCGCGCUCUCGCAGGCCGACAGGCGCGCCAUUGUGCAAAACAUACGCUCCGAGAUUGAAAACUGGUACAGCAACGGCUGCCUCGUCUCCCCGCUGGAGCCGGACAACGUCCCCAUCCACAACUCGGUCACCUGGCUCAGCGCGCGGUACUACCACCUCUUGCUCCUCCUGCACUACCCCUGCCACUUCAACUCCUGCGGCUCCAUCGUCUCGGCCGUCGAACUACUGCGCUUCGCACAGAAACAUCUCCAGUCGACCUCCGUCCUCCUCCAGCAGCGCCAGCUCCCGCUCAACCGCGUGACAUUGUGCCGCCUGUUGCCCGUCGGCCUGGUCCUGAUCCACAGCUUCAUCGCCUGCGCCGCGGAAUGCACAUCCUUCUCGGCCCGCGACGAGGUCGCCGUCAUCGUGAGCAUCCUCGAGGCCUUCCCGGGGGGCUGGGACCACGCGCGGCAGGCUGCCCAGGUCUUUCGGCAGUUCAUGGGCCUCAUCUCCGGCGUGCCCAAUAACGGGUACACGACGCUGCACUUCCCUGGUAGCAACAACGCCAACGUAUACGGGCACGGCGGCGGCGGCGGUGGCGGCGGCGGCGGGCCAUUUUCUUCCAGGGAGUCGUACCAGGCCAUGGUCCGGCCCCUCAUCACGAGGCUCGUUGCGCUGAUGCAGGAGGUCCUCGGUCGGUCGACGUGCUACGCCUUUCACGAGUUUCCCGACGAUUGCGGCGGGCAGCCUUCGGCGCCCGCGGGGUUCAGGGGCCAGACUGCGUUUUCGCCGACGGGGCCUACGCGGCAUUCGACGGCGGUGGGGAAUGACGAGUCGGCCAUGGACUACGGCUGGGGAUCGUUGGAACUGGGGUUUCUUUGA
Molecule: messenger RNA, 2514 nt
Organism: Colletotrichum orchidophilum
Lineage: Eukaryota; Fungi; Ascomycota; Sordariomycetes; Glomerellales; Glomerellaceae
Product: fungal specific transcription factor domain-containing protein
Exons: 1
Coding region: 1-2514 (837 amino acids)
Biological process (GO): positive regulation of transcription by RNA polymerase II; DNA-templated transcription
Molecular function (GO): zinc ion binding; sequence-specific DNA binding; DNA-binding transcription factor activity, RNA polymerase II-specific
Source: RefSeq, a predicted model, not a curated record